Messenger RNA from Artibeus jamaicensis (Jamaican fruit-eating bat), 8043 nucleotides. RefSeq names its product MALT1 paracaspase (gene MALT1). Gene Ontology annotation, molecular function: cysteine-type endopeptidase activity. The transcript is spliced from 17 exons. The record is from RefSeq and is a predicted model, not a curated record. The coding region runs from base 267 to 2813 and encodes 848 amino acids. Lineage: Eukaryota; Metazoa; Chordata; Mammalia; Chiroptera; Phyllostomidae. Gene Ontology annotation, biological process: proteolysis.
UGAUAGGAAGCGCCGGGUGGCCCGCGGCGGCGCGCACGCGCGCGCAGUGGGCGGCCCCGCCCCUGCCCAAGCACCGCCCCCUCGUCACCGCUGGCGCGGCCAGUCCACCCAGCUCCCGGCAGCAAAGCCGUGUCGCCCGGGCCGGGAGUGGAGCUUCCUCCUCCCUGUGCGGUGCUGCGCCGCCGGUUUGUCCUUCCGCCCCUGCCUCCGCUGCGCCGGAGCAAGCGAGGGGACGAGCGGAAGGUGCGCUGGAGCCCACGCCCGGGAUGCGGCCGGCGGGAGCCGCGGCAGUCGCGGGGUCGCCUGCACGGGACAUGCCGCAGUGCGGGGAGCCGCAACAGGCCCUGUCGCCCCCGGCCUCCCAGCUGCCUCUGGUCGCACCUUCGGGGACGCUGCUCCCCGCUCCGGGCAGCGCGACGAUCAGCCGUCUUCCCGAGCCGCUGCUGCGGAGGCUCAGUGGGAGCUUGGACCGAGCGCCCGAGGGUCGGGGCUGGAGGAGGCUGGCGGAGGUUGCGGGGAGUCGGGGGCGCCUCCGGCUAAGCGGCCUGGACUUGGAGCAGUGUUCCCUUAAGGUCUUGGAGCCCGAGGGAAGCCCCAGCCUGUGUCUCCUGAAGCUCCUGGGGGAGAAGGGCUGCACCGUCGCGGAGCUGAGUGACUUCCUGCAGGCCCUGGAGCACACCGACGUCCUCCAGCUCCUCAGCCCCCCAGGAAUAAAGAUCACUGUAAACCCAGAAUCAAAGGCAGUCUUGGCUGGACAGUUUGUGAAACUCUGUUGCCGGGCAACCGGACAUCCUUUUGUACAAUAUCAGUGGUUCAAAAUGAAUAAGGAGAUUCCAAAUGGAAAUGCAUCCGAACUUAUUUUUAACACAGUGCAUGUGAAGGAUGCAGGCUUUUAUGUCUGUCGAGUCAAUAAUAACUGCACCUUUGAAUUCAGCCAGUGGUCGCAGCUGGAUGUUUGCGAUAUCACAGAAUUAAGAGAAAGCUUCCAGGGAAGUUUGGAUGCCAUCUCUGAAUCUAGGUUGCAAAUAUGCGUUGAACCGAGGUCCCAAAAGCUGCUGCCGGGCAGCACACUGGUCCUACAGUGCGUUGCUGUCGGAAGCCCUAUCCCUCAGUACCAGUGGUUCCGAAACGAGUCCCUUUUAGCACACGAGACAAAGAAGAUGUACAUGGUACCUUAUGUGGAUUUGGAACAUCAAGGAACCUACUGGUGUCGUGUAUAUAAUGACCGAGACAGUCAAGAUAGCAAGAAGGCAGAAAUCAUCGUAGGAAGAGCGGAUGAGGCAGUGGAGUGCACUGAAGAUGAAUUACAUCAUCUUGGGCAUCCUGAUAAUAAAGAGCAAACAGCUGAACAACCUUUGGCAAAGGACAAGGUCGCUCUCUUGAUAGGAAAUAUGAAUUACUGGGAGCACCCCAAGCUUAAAGCUCCUUUGGUGGAUGUGUACGAACUGACCAACCUGUUGAGACAGCUAGACUUCAAAGUCGUUUCCCUGCUGGACCUGACUGAAUACGAAAUGCGCAAUGCCGUGGAUGAAUUUCUGCUCCUUUUAGACAAAGGAGUAUAUGGAUUAUUAUAUUAUGCGGGACAUGGUUAUGAAAACUUUGGAAACAGCUUUAUGGUCCCUGUUGAUGCUCCAAAUCCAUAUAGGUCUGAAAAUUGUCUGUGUGUGCAAAAUAUACUGAAAUUGAUGCAAGAAAAAGAAACCGGACUCAACGUGUUCCUGUUGGAUAUGUGUAGGAAAAGAAAUGACUACGAUGAUACCAUCCCGAUCUUGGAUGCACUGAAGGUCACUGCCAACAUCGUGUUUGGAUAUGCCACGUGUCAAGGAGCAGAAGCUUUUGAAAUCCAGCAUUCUGGGUUGGCAAAUGGAAUCUUCAUGAAAUUUCUAAAAGAUAGAUUAUUAGAAGACAAGAAAAUUACCGUGUUACUGGAUGAAGUUGCAGAAGAUAUGGGUAAAUGUCAUCUCACCAAAGGCAAGCAGGCUCUGGAGAUCCGAAGUAGCUUAUCGGAGAAGAGAGCGCUGACCGACCCCAUUCAAGGAACAGCGCAUUCCGCCGAGUCCCUGGUGCGGAACCUGCAGUGGGCCAAGGCGCACGAACUUCCGGAAAGUAUGUGUCUGAAGUUUCAGUGCGGCGUUCAGAUUCAGUUAGGGUUUGCAGCGGAGUUUUCCAACGUCAUGAUAAUCUACACCAGCAUCGUCCACAAGCCACCCGACAUAAUAAUGUGCGACGCCUAUGUCACUGACUUUCCGCUCGAUCUAGAUAUUGAUCCGAAAGAUGCAAAUAAAGGGACACCUGAAGAGACUGGCAGCUACUUAGUAUCGAAGGAGCUUCCCAAGCAUUGCCUGUACACUAGACUCAGCUCGCUGCAGAAGCUAAAGGAACAGCUCAUCUUCACGGUGUGUUUGUCGUACCAGUACUCGGGGCUGGAAGACACCGUGGAGGAGAAGCAGGAGGUGAACGUGGGGAAGCCUCUCAUCGCCAAGCUAGACAUGCACCGGGGCUCGGGGAGGAACACCCGCUUCCAGACCUGCGUCAUGUGCAGCGGCCCCCACCAGGGCCCCGCGUCCCCCCCGGCCGGACUGCUGCACCCCGCCCAGGACUCCUUCCUGGGCAUCUACCGUUCGCAUCUCGGGAAUGCCAGCAGUGUCACGCCGUCAGACAGUUGUCACUGCAGCCGGACUGCGGGUGCUUUUAUGUCCGGUCACCACACACACCGCUACUCGUCUCAGUUUGGGGGAAGUAACGUGCCGGUCGAGACGACCGAUGAAAUACCGUUCAGCUUCUCCGACGGGCUCAGGAUUUCUGAAAAGUGAUCUCCUUGCUUUCGAGAGUUAUAACUGCUAGAUGCCUCUGAUGCAACAGCACCUGUAGAAGGUGAGGUCUUGUGACAAACCACGUGUGUGUAUGUAGAGAAAGGAAAUAACAGCCAUUCCGUGGCGGGCGAGGUCAGGACUCUGAGACUGUGGAAUUACAUUAUUUAAUCACAGACUUCCUUGUCGUCCUUUCUCAAGAUUUUUUGGGGACUGGCUGAUUGGUUCUAUGAGAGAGAGGUGUAGAUGUGGGUAUGUUCAUCUGUGUAUAAAAAAGUAUUUUCAUUUUGACCACUCUGCAGUGAGAACACUGGGAAUGGCAUUACUGCAGAAUAAAUCCUUGUAUCUUUAGAACCAGAAAAAGGAUCUGUGUGAUUGGGCUUAACCAGAGUUUAUCAGGAGAGCAACACACCGAGGCGUCGUGUUUAAGUGGGACCCAGCACCUCGGCCCCCAGGUUUCCAGCCCCAGGUUCUUCCACGGCACCGCCUUCCUGACGGGAUCUCAGGUGUGUGAGGCAUCGCGUGUGCAGAUGGGGUUAAAGACAGCGUGGAAACAUACACAUUGUACGUAAACCGGACAUGCACAGGCUUUAGUUUGUGAUUAUAGGGCUUGGCUACAAAUGUCAGUUAAGAGGUUCGGAUGUAAACUUCAUGUAGAACACGUUGGAGUCUUUCAGUCUAAGGUCAAGAAAGCACAUGAGUGGUGAGAGUGUGUGUCUCUGUGAAAGGGGGACAGCGGGAUGAGGGGAUGACGGUGCCACUGGGAAAGCCCUGGCAUCUGCCUGGCAGAUCUCACGGACACUGGACGUGUCUUCCUUGGUGACAUGUGCCUUCUCAUUGCAUUUGACUCGCCUUGGGAGAUAAUCUCAUCACCUUUCUUUUUAAACUUGUUCUACCGAAAAGCAGGUUUAAAGGGCAGCUGUCAAUAACAAAGAAGAAAUUGCAUUUGUAGUGGUAAAACAUUCCACGAGGGAAUUCUCAGGCGCAGAUGGCUUCCCUGCUGUGUUCCACCAAACGUUUGAAGAUUAACACCAGUCCUUUGCCCACGCUCACCCGCAGCAGAAGACGGGAGAACACUUCCAGCUCCUCUGCCAAGGCCCGUGUUGCACUGACGUGGAACCAGAGACUUCACAAACUACAGACCAGCGUGUAUGAGUACAGAUUUAAAAAUCAUCAGCAAAGUACUAGCAAACUGCAUCUAGCAACGUGUAAAAAGGAUUAUACACAGAGACCAAGUGAGAUUCAUCCCAGGGUUGCAAGGUCAGUUCCAAGAAUCAGUUCAAAUGAUUCUCGUUCACAACAGGCAUAUGCUAUAAAGUCACUGAUAAUACUGAAUUAGAGAGUAUGCGGCCAUACCCCCCGGGGAAGUGUGCCAGAGUUGGAAUCGAACCUGUCCAGCGGCCCCAGAGCCUCUCCCACAGCACUGCCCUGUCCCUGCCCACUCCGUCCUCUGGUCGUCUCCGAGGGAGAGUGGGAAUGAGAAGGAAUCGGCUCGUUUGACUUCAGCUGAGAGCGCGUGAAUCGGGGAACUCCGCAUCCUCACUGGUCUGCGCACAUCUGCGAAUGAUCAUGAAAGUGCCCCAAGUACUGACUUUGGGAUCACAAGUUGGCAGAUUCACAAAGUCAGAAUCAUGAAUGAUGACUGACUGUACCAUGUUCAUAAAGGACAGGAUGAUCAUAUGAUUGUCUUAAUAGAUGCAGGAAAAGCAUCGGAUAAAAUUCAGCACCAUUCAUAAUAACAGUGCUCAACAGCUGGGAAUGAAAAGGAAUGUCGAAAUAACGAGGGCAUCUGUGAAAAACCUGCAGAAACCUCACACUUCAUGGCAAUGGACUGACUGCUGAGCGCUUUCCUCCGAAGGUCUGGAAGGACAAACCGUGUUCUCUCAUACCACCUCCUCUCAGCAUCGCACCGGAGGUCCCAGCCGCAGUAGUUAGGCAAGAGAAGAAUAAAAGGCAACCAUGGCGGAAAAGAAAACCAUACGUAUUUCAAAUGACGUGUCUCAGUAUCUCACUGUGUAGAAAGUCCUAAGGAAUUCAUUUAAAAACUAAUGAUUUCAACAGGAUAUAGAAUAGGUACAAGAUCAAUAUAGAAAAAUCAGUUGGGUUUUUUUUUUUAUGAAUGACAACUUUAUUGUUUACGCUUAAAAGCUGAUGAAAAACCCUGAUGAAUUCUAUUAAAGAAAAUACAACAUCUCAAGGAGAAACUACAGGUAACUACUACUCAAAUACUAACGAGGUUUUCUAAAACACAACUGGAAAACAUCCAGCACGCAUGUUGAACUUCAGUACAGUGGACUCGACCAACCAUACAUGUUACAUCAGAGCUAGUUUACAAGUCGUCAUAGUCAUCGACCUCGUCAUGUUUUCAACGCAUUUGGUGGUUCACUGGCAGUAUUUUUGUGAUGACACCACAUUAGUGGUAGUAAGAAUGUUUUUGGACCCAGUUAAUGAUGGAUUAAUCAAUACAUUCUGACUGCUGAUGUUGCAAGAACAGCACUUGCACAGCUGGGGACUGCAGAGUGGGCAUUUGCUCUGUAAACCUUUGCCCUGUGAGGGGCGUUGGAGCCCUUGCUGGAGGGGCCAGUGGGCCAAGUCCAGGGGUACUUGGUCUGCUAGUGACUGAACUAACAACCACAAAACUGUCACUCUUCCCACAGAAGUAGAUGCCUUUGUAUGUAAAGAAUCAAGUCGAUAAUUUGGAGCAGUCAAGCUGUAUGUAUCAGGUGGCAAUCUAGGGCCUGAAUGUUGCUUGAUCAGUUGCAAAAGGAUUUGAUUUCUUUGCCUUGCAAUAUCUAAUUAAAAACCUCCAAGCCCUGGCUGGUGUAGCUCAGUGGAUUGAGCACAGGCCUGCGAACCAGAGGAUUGUGCUUCGAUUCCCAGUCAGGGCACAUGUCCGGGUUGCAGGCAGGUUCCCUGCAGGCCUGUUCCCAGCAGGGGAUGCAUGAAAGGCAACCAUACGUGGUCGUUUCUCUCCCUCUCUCCUUCCACUCUAAAGAUAAAUAAAUAAAAUCUAAAAAAAACCCUCUUGGGGGGAGAGAGGUAAGGGACUGGUCAGCACGACAUUGGGUUGCUAUUCGUACAUCCACAGUAGCUGUCUUAGCGUGGCUUGAACAAACUUCUGCAUCAUCUAGAGUUGUGGUCACGUACUGGAAGGGAAGCUCCAACGUCUGGCUUAUCAUUCUUCGCUCGUAUUCUGUCAUGCCCUUGGCCUUCAGGAUUUCUGCCAUCUCCCACGCAUCUGUUGGCUUUCUCUUGGGCGAAGCCAUCCUGCCAGACUCCGUGAUGUCCAGGGACCAGGCUUCUCGAGCUAAAUCACCCACAUUAAUGUGUCUCAGUCCUGAUCUUGGGGCAUCUUCGUCUCGCGCGGUCUUUCCGGCCCCUGGGGUGCUGGGGAGCAGGAGGUUGGGAAACACCGUGGUCCCCAAUGCAAUGACCCUCCAGUGUGAUUUCUGUACUAGCGAUGAGCAUUCUGAAAUGGAGAUUUUCAAUAAAUUCUAUUUACAGUAGCAUCACGAUGAAGGAAACAACAAAAUACAUUUGAAAGAAAUGAAGACCUAAAUAAAUGAGAGGACAGCUUUGUUCAUGGGUUGGAAGCCAACAUUGUUAAGGUGGCAGCAUUGCCCAGAUCACUGCAGAGUCGGUGCACUUCCUGUCCAAAUCCCAGCUGGGUUUUUUUGUUUUGUUUUGUUUUGUUUUGUUUUAGGAAUUAACUAGAUGAUGAUAAAUUUCAUAUAGAAAUGCAAGGGACCCAUAGCCAAAACAAUUUUGAAAAAGUACAAAGUUGAAAGACACUAACCAAUUUCAAAACUUACUACAAAGCUACAGUAAUCACAACAGCAUGGUACUGCCAUAAGGAUAGACGUGUACAUCAAGGGAAUGUAAAAUACAGCUCAGAGUUUAGAAAUAAACCUGUACGUUUAUGAACUGACUUUUUGAUAAGGGUACCAAUACCGUUCAGUGGAGAGAGAGUUGCCUUUUCCACAGAUAGUCCUAGGAAAACUGCAUAACCAUGUGCUGAAGCACCUGACCUUCCACCACAUACAAAUGUUCACUCAAAUGCAUCACACACCUAAUUAGAGGAGCUGAGACUAUAAAACUGUUACAAGAAAACAGAGAAGUGCAUCUCUGUGACCUUGGGCUAAGCAGUGGUUUCUUGGACACGACACCAAAAACACAAGCAACAAAGGAAAAAAUUGGACUCCUUCAAAAUCAACUUCAGUGCUUUCAAGAAUGCUGUCAGGAAAGUGAAAAGAGCCCUGGCUGGUGUGGCUCAGUGGAUUGAGCCUGCCAACCAAAGGACCAUGGGUUCAAUUCCCAGUUAAGGCAUGUGCCUGCCUUGUCCCUGGUUUGGGGUAUGUGAGAAGCAACCAGUCGAUGUAUCUCUCACACAUGGAUGCUUCUCUCUCUCCUCCUCCCUUCCCAUCUCUCUAAAAAUAAAUAAAAAUCUUUUUUUAAAAGUGAAAGUGAGAAGACAAGCCACAGAAUGGGAACAAUUUUUUGAAAAUCAUACCUGAUAAGGGACUUGUAUCCAUAGUAUAUGAAGAAUUUUUAUGAUAAGACAUAACACACACACAUACAUAUAUGUCGUGCUUAAUUACAGCUGUUGCAGAGCAGUAGCCUGUGACUUGUCCCUGGCUGUGGUGACAGCAAUGUCCUGUGUCUGCACUCGGAUGGGUGGCCUCCAACACCAUGUGGUAAUUGAGCAACUGAAAUGUAGCAAAGUGAGGAACUCAAUUUUUAUUCUUCUAGUUUUAGUUUAGCCACAUCCAGCCAGUGGCUUCUGUGCUUUGCUGCCAUGGAAAGUGGGGCUAGAAGGUAGGAUAAAGGGACUUUUACUCCUCACUUUAGACUUCUCUGUAUAUUUGAAUUUUUAAACUAAGCCUGUAUCUGCCCUGGCUGGUGUGGCUCAGUGGGUUGAGUGCUGGCCACUGAACCAAAGGGUCACCAGUUCAGUUCCCAGUCAGGGCACAUGCCUGGGUUGUGGGUUAGAUCCCUAGUUGGGGGUGCAUGAGAGGCAACCACACAUUGAUGCUUCUCUCUUUUCCCUCCCUUCUCUCUAAAACUAAACAAAAUAUUUUAAAAAGUAAACAAGCAUGCAUCUAUCAUUUUUAAACAUUUUUAGAUAACUAAACGGAUGGUGCAGUUUUUGUCUUUUCAACCGGCCAUUGCUUUUCUUUUACUUGAAUCUCUUCCGCCAGUUGCUUUGUAAUAUUAGCCUAGGACUUGUACUUUG